UGCUUAAAAAAAAAACUUUUUGAAUUGCAGAAUCAAGGAGAGCAGUUUCCCCGGGAACAAUCAACAAUGGAAGUCGCCGUCGGCAAAAGAAAGGGCGGCAAUAGAAUCGUCGAAGAAAACAUCCUAGCUAUCUUGGACGCCGACGACCGAAAGGAUACCCGAGAGAACAACGAUAACAGGAGUUCUUUUCUCGAAGCUGUUCGCUCUGCUUGUCUGGCUCCAGUCAAUGGAAGCCCUCCAACCAUGAAAAUGUGCGAGGCGGUGUUCAAAAUUCUGAGAGCUGGGAAACACCUAGAUUUGAUUAUGGGAAGUUUUUGGCUAUUGAGAGAGCUUGAGAAGCGUUUUCCUAGGAUGACUGUGUCGGAUGCAAGCGAAUCGAAGGAACCUCAGCUCGUGAUGUCUGAAGAGGCUUGGUGUCCAUUCGUUCUCAAUUUGGAUUCCACCCACCAAAGUAAGGAAGCAGUAAACAAAAGCAACGACAGACCCCUUGAUUCCCUGGGUUUUCAUCUUUUAAUACAAGAACUGGUUGAGUUCGCCAAUAAGGUCCAGUCACCAGAGACAAAGUCGCUUAGCAACUUGCUGCUGUUUCAAUACCUUGUGGAUGUUCUUGAAGGAGAUUUUAUGAUGCGAAAUAAGUUGUUUGAAGAGACAUUGAACUGGAUUCAUUUGAGAGAGUCAUUGCUAAAUCUCCUUUUGAAUUCAAGGAAGAUACAGUACAAAAACUUCAUAAGGCAUUGCUUGAUUCUCUUAUGUGGACUGUCUCAUCCUUCUGCUGAAUCGAGGGUUGACGUUGACAUGAUUGACAAUGUAUUAGAAUCGGAUAGCCAUGGUGCCGUAGGUAUUGCAUCGGCAGAAGUAAGACAUAAUACUUGCACUGCACUACAGAAAUUUCUUGUGGUGAUUAUGGAGCUUGAUGUAUCAAGGAAGAAAGCAGAUGCACAAGGUUCUACCACUAGAGCUGAUGGUGCGAGGACACCUUUACUUGAGCUAGUUCUGGAUGAGAUAAUCUAUGACAGUGACAUGCUAUCCCCCUUUCUUCAGGGAUUUGAUGAACCGAAAUGGAAGACUGAAUUGAUCUUGCAAUACUUUAUGAAAUAUGCUGCUAAGCCUACAGUUCGCACUCGGAGGUCAAAUGCUCCUCCAGAGGAUAUCACCAUCAGUGGAACCUUAAAAGGCUUUUCGAACAUUACCACCUCUAAAAGCAUCGCGAAAAAGAUCGGCUCAGAUAUCGUUCAAGUUCUCAUAGCCCAUGCUUUUCAGGCGCAUUUGUCCCUUUGCUCUUCCAAACAAGAUGGUGAUGGGACCGCCUCUCCUGCUGAAAUGUGCGAGGAUGUAAUCACAGCGUUCACCAACUUGAAAACUGCAAAUCAGCAGCUUGAGAUUCUACCAAUUGGUAAAGAAGCACUGUUUACCGCAGCAAUGAUCCUGUCAACGAAGUCGUAGAAUUCACUCUUUUGCUAGUGCUAGUAGUUCUGUUUACUCUGGCGUUGCCUCAGAGUCUCUUCGCCUACGAUGUUUACAUUGCUUCUUUUGAUUCAAACCCAAUUAGCAAGACUUGGAACCCUGUAUGUAAUUAGCAGUUUGCAGCCUUUGUAUAAUAACAAAUCAUUACAGUCUGCAGUUUAAGUUAAGGACCACCCAAG
Molecule: messenger RNA, 1643 nt
Organism: Linum tenue
Lineage: Eukaryota; Viridiplantae; Streptophyta; Magnoliopsida; Malpighiales; Linaceae
Source: the annotation of a GenBank genome assembly